Molecule: messenger RNA, 2488 nt
Organism: Crotalus tigris (Tiger rattlesnake)
Lineage: Eukaryota; Metazoa; Chordata; Lepidosauria; Squamata; Viperidae
Gene: MEX3B
Product: mex-3 RNA binding family member B
Molecular function (GO): RNA binding
Source: RefSeq, a predicted model, not a curated record
GAGAAAGCUCGGGGUGGGAAAAUCGCAUGGGGGGUGUUUUCUUGGAAAGCGUCUUAUAAACCGGACUGCAUUGGAAAAGAAGGAAGGAAGGAAGGAAGGAAGGAAGGAAGGCGGCGAUAUAUAUAUAUAUACAUAUAUAUUUUUAAGGCGCAAGGAAACCACCGCUGGGGCGAAGACAAACCGAGCGAUUCGGGGGAGGCUGCCUGCCUCCAGGAUUUGCUCUCCAAGGCAGGCGCGCUCGUGCGCCUCCGCUUUCUUUCCGCGCUGCCGCCGCCGCCGCCGAUGAACUGCCCACCCGCCUUAUAGCUUCUUCCUUUGUGUCUGAUUUUUUUUUUUUUGGUUGUGGUUUUGGGGAGGGGGGGUGCUUCUUUGCCUCCCCCUUCCCUCCUCCUCCCCCCCCGCGCCCCCGCUUCGAGAGCAGAAAGGAAAGGAAGAGGAGGGCGCGAUCCCCAUACGAUCCACCGGGACUACCAUGCCCACUUCGUUGUUUGCGGACAUGGAGCGGAAUGGGAGCGGCGGCGGCGGCGGAGGAGGAGGAAGAGGAGGAGAGACCCUGGAUGACCAAAGAGCCCUUCAGAUCGCCUUGGAUCAACUCUCCCUCCUCGGCUUGGAUGGCGACGAGACGGGCUCCCUUUUCGAGAACGAGCCGCGCAAAAAGAGCGUGAACAUGACCGAAUGCGUCCCGGUGCCCAGCUCGGAACACGUCGCCGAGAUCGUGGGCAGGCAAGGUUGCAAAAUCAAAGCGCUGAGGGCCAAGACCAACACCUACAUCAAGACGCCGGUGCGGGGAGAGGAGCCGCUCUUCGUGGUGACGGGCCGGAAGGAGGACGUGGCCAUGGCCCGGCGGGAGAUCAUCUCGGCGGCGGAGCACUUCUCCAUGAUCCGCGCCUCCCGCAACAAGAGCACCGUCUUGAACGGCGCGGUGCCCAGCCCGCCCAACCUGCCCGGCCAGACCACCAUCCAGGUGCGGGUGCCUUACCGGGUGGUGGGCUUGGUGGUGGGCCCCAAAGGAGCCACCAUCAAGCGCAUCCAGCAGCAGACGCACACCUACAUCGUCACGCCCAGCCGGGACAAGGAGCCCGUCUUCGAAGUGACCGGCAUGCCGGAGAACGUGGACCGCGCCCGGGAGGAGAUCGAAGCGCACAUCGCCAUGCGGACCGGCGGCCUGGUCGAGCUGACGGACGACAACGACUUCCACGCCAACGGCACCGACGUGGGCUUCGAGCUGGGCGGAGGGGGCGCCGGCAGCCUCUGGAGCAAGCCCACCCCGGCCCCGCCGCCCCCGCCCGCGUCCUCUUCCUCCUCCUCCUCCUCUUCCUCCUCCUCCUCCUCCAGCAGCAUCACCCCGACGCCGGUCCGCAAGCCCUUCUGCAGCUACCGCAACGACAGCUCCAGCUCGCUGGGCAGCGCCUCCACCGACUCCUACUUCGGCGGCGGCGGCGGCGCCGCCCGCUUGGCCGAUUACAGCCCUCCCAGCCCGGCCUUCCCGCACAGCGGCGGCCCCGCCAGCAACGGCUACGGCAGCAGCAGCAUUAGCGGCGGAGGGGGCGUCGUCUACGGGGGCCCCGCGGAAGGCCUGGCCUCGCCCGAUUGCGCCGUCGCCGCCGAUCUGCCGGCCUUCGAUUCCCCGCCGGGCUUCGACCUGGCCCCGGCUCCCCCGCCGCUGAUGUGGUCGCAGUACGAGCGCAGCCUGGCUUCGCCCAACCCCGCCGCUUUUCCCGGCUCGGCGCCGCCUCCCCCCACCGCCGCCGCCGCCGCCGCACCUGGCCCUGCUGGUGAGUGGCGGGCAGAGGCGGGGGUCCCGCCGGCCCCGCCCCCGACGCGCCUGUCCCCGCCCCUGCACGCCGGCGCGGGGGGCGGGGCGCUGGCGGCCGCCGAGCAGCACCCUCUGGCGCGCCGGGUGCGCAGCGAUCCGGGCGGGCGCUUCUUGGCCGCCGCCGUAGCCGCCGCCGCCGCCUCGUGCUCGCCGCCGCCGUCGUCGUCCUGCUCGUCCUCCGCCUCCCCGCCGUCGUCGUCCUCCUGCUCCUUCCCGCUCUACGCCAACGGGCUGGGCUGCCACCUGCCCGGCUUGCCCUCCGACUGCUCGUCGUCGGCGUCCAGCUCCUCGUCCAGCUCGUCCUCCUCCAGCUCGUCCAGCUGCUCCUCCUCGUCGUCGUCGUCCGGCCUGCGGCGCAAGGGCAGCGGGCGCGACUGCUCGGUCUGCUUCGAGAGCGAGGUGAUCGCGGCGCUGGUGCCCUGCGGCCACAACCUCUUCUGCCUGGAGUGCGCCAACCGCAUCUGCGAGAGGAGCCAGCCGCGCUGCCCCGUCUGCCACAGCGCCGUCACGCAGGCCAUCCGCAUCUUCUCCUGAGCGCCCCGCGCCGGGCCAGGCGGCGCCGCCUCGACGGCUGGGGGAGGCUGGCAGGAGGGGCUUGGAAAGGGGGCAGACGGGUGAAGGUGGCGAGGGAUCCUAUCCCGUAUAUGGGUGUGUAUAAUGUAUCUAUGUGUG